UUGCGUGCCGAACUAUUGUCGUUGAGACGAAAAGGAGCCCUAAAAAUUGGUGGGGUGAUUGGAAACGGUAGUGGUGGUAAUGUUGGUGGUGGACCAACAACGGCAACUGACGAAAUGUCAACAUCAUCCUCAUCUGCAAAUCAUCAACAGCAACAACACCUGCAAUAUCAACAACAGCAGCAGCAACAACAACAGCAAUUUCAAUUGGAACAAAACAAUCAUAAUUUACCCGCCCCUCCUCUGCUCCACGAAUCGAAUCGUCACUGUGCCCGCUGUAACACCGAACUGGGACGUAUAACAAAUCGUGGUGCUCCUUGUCGUGUCUGCAAGCUGCGAGUGUGCAAGGCCUGCCGAGAAUUUACCACAAGAACCACCGAUUGGGUUUGCGUAGUCUGCCACAAACAAAUGGAAAUUCAAGCAUCGAGCGGUGACUGGCUAAAAGGUUCAUGUGGUGCUGUCGAUCAUUUGGCCACUAGUGACGUUUUGCGUAAAAGUAUACGACGUUCUUGGACCAUAUCAAAUCCCGAGGACGAUCCCAAUAAUCCAAACGCUCAAAAUCCUGUGGCGGAUAAUCUUUAUCCACAGCAACAAAAUCUGAUUGAAGCUCAAUCGGCUGGCAGCUAUCCCACCUUAGAUGUACGCCACCAUCAGCACCACAAUCUUCCCCAGUCAAUACGCAAUCAUCCCAUUGUAAACUACAAUACGGGCAGUGCCAUUACCAUAGCUGGUGUCGGUGUUAGCCACAGUAAUAUCGGACCGGGCUAUCACGUGAACCCACAGCGUCGUGUCUUACGUCAAUCGACUCUACCCACAACUCUGCCCAAUAACGAACAGAAUCUAACUGGCAGUGGCAGCAAUUUGGAGAACUAUAACAGUGUCAAUCUGACAGCUCCCACAUCGCCACAUCAGAUGCAAAAGGGUCCCCUUUAUCCCAGCGCCUACAAUAGUGACGACAUCAUCAACAUUGAAACAAGCGAUUGUGAUAACUACGCACAACAAUUACAACAACAGCAACAACCAAUUCCAUCGGGACAAGUAACCCCAACGCAUCACCGUUUACAGGUGCGAAGACAAUCAACACUACCCGCAAAUCCAUGUCAACCACCAAUGUAUAUGUCAACAUCACCGAAUCGCGGUUACAGCCGCUCACCAGAACGCUCGCCGGGCGAACAACGAUAUCCGCCGUUCAUACGUCAAACCUCAUUCCCCUGUAACAUCAUGGAACCACCUGCACCAACAUCGGCGACCACAGCCACCUCAUCAUAUCCCUCACCCAUGCAUCGUGGCAAAAUAUUACCUUCGACGGGUAACUUCAAUCAAUAUGAUCAGCCACAGGCCACACAACCGGCACCCCUGGCUGAAGACUUGGAAUACAAUGCCCCCAGUAUGCCCAAGCCACGAAUGAUGCGCCAGGCGACUCUGCCUAAUCCUGAGCAACAUGUCAAACUGCUACCCACAUCACCGCCAAAGCGUCAAACAUCGCCACAAUAUCGACGCUCACCAGAAUUUAUGCGUCAACAGACUCUGCCCAAUCCGGAAUCGUUUACCAGCAGCAAUUCCCUAACAGUUCAGGCUGCCAACUCGGGAUCACAGAAUAAAUUCCUGCCCAUCUCACCGAGGCAGAAACAGAAUUUCCUCUUCCCAAAUGUCCAGAACCCUCGACAAUUUUUAUCCCAACAAAAUGUGCCAGCCGUGGGCGUGGCUGAGAUACCGGUUAGCACAACGGCCGAACACUAUUCCAGCAGUCAGAGUGUAAACAUCCAUCACUCUCGUGACCAUUCGAAAAUGAUCAAGGUUCGUAGUCACAGCAAUGAGGAGUACUCCAUUACCAAGUCACAUCAUCCGGAGUCGCGUCGUCUGUUACCCGAAAUACCCACCGCUAGUUCGCGCUCUAUGAGUCGCUCACCCAGUCGUUUGGUUAGACAGGACUGUCUGAAGGACCAACCGGCUUCGUCAGUUGGUCACGUCCCAGGCGAUGGACAUACACGCACAUUUGGCGAGGCUAAACAACAAUUUCAUCAAUUCCAAAAUGUUACCGAAGAAGACGACAAUCGUCCCGAGUAUGUGGACUAUUUUGGAGACAGUACCAGUAGCUUCCUCGAAGUGGAUGAGGUGCAGUAUGAAAAGAACUACAAUAGUGGAUUCAGUAGUGAACCUCGUAUUAUUUACAAUGAUGGUUCCGAUGACGGUAGCUAUCAGGGUUAUCAGAGGCCUAUUGUGCAUAGUGCUGAAAAUGUGUUGGUACCCGAUCAGGGUUAUGGCGGCUAUACAAAUAUGGCAUUGGGUCAGCAUACAUUUGGUGCCAAUUUAGGGGCAAAUGGUGUAUUGGGAGGAGCAGCAGCGGCUAGUAUUGGAGGUGGUGGUGGUGCACUACCACGUACUCCACUUAUGCAUAACCGUUUGAGACGACGCCAGUCGAGGGAUUUACAGGUGCAACAAGAAGAAUUUGCCCAAGUGGCAUCGUUGAAUGUACAGUCCUCUCAAAGUCCGGGUAUGUCACCACCAAAUGAGCCGACUUCAACAGAUGCGGUGACGGCGGAAAGCAAAUCUAGCGAAAGACCAAAACCGGAACAAAUGCGUUCAAUAUCAGAAGAUUCGGGAGCAAAUAAAUCAAAUGUACCCAAACCAGUUACACGUCGCUCUCUGUCCCACCCCGAAAAGGAGACCCAGGCAACUAAAAAGGUGGAACCUACCAAAAUACCGAGUCCUAAACCAUUGGCCGAUAUUCUCGAUAAGUCUAGACCCAUGACUAAAAUACCAACACCGCGUAGGCGAAAUAGUAAAGGGGUCGACGUCGAUGAAGGCGGCAUUUCAAAAUCCCAUUUAAACGAAAGAAAACAUUCCGAAUUAUCUACGAAACCGAAUAGAAACCAAAACGAUGACAAACAACAACAGCAACAAAUGAAUGAUUACAAUCUCGAUGCUGGUGGCAAUAAACAGCAGCAACAAAACAAUAUGGAACCAAACAAGGACGAUGCAGAACAGCAAAGAAGUAAAUCUCCCCGAGGAGGAGAAACACAGGAAGCAAACAAUGACACAAAAGAUUCGACAUCCAAUGACAAAACAGAAGAUGGCAAUGCUCAGCUGACAAAGACCCACACAACCACAUUGGGUGAACAGGAAAUUCAAAAUGCUGUCGAAGCAGCAGCAGUGAUAUUCAAGAAAGUAGUACUUCAACGUCGUCAGGAAAAGAAAGCAGCUGAGGAAGAUGCUUACGACACCAUGGAAACAUCAUCGGAAAUGGAAUUCAAAUCGAUUACCAUCAAUCAUGCCCAAUAUAAUAUGGAAGCCGAUGAGUUUAAAUUGGUUUUCAUCAAUUCGGCCGAUUCAUCAUCGUGUCGCGAUGAAGAUGAAUUUGAGGAUAGCAGUUCGACGACAUCGACUUCGUCGACCCACAACUGUAGUAGCAUAGCCAUAGAUGAUUGCGAUUGGGAUUAUUUUGAACCGUCGAUGAUCAGUACCAGUAUUACAAAACAUGUCCUGUAUUCGCCGUGUGGUUCGCCACUGGUGACACGUCGCAGACAUUCACGUGAUUUAAAAUCCAGUGAUAGUACUGCCUCUCCCAUGGAAUCACCGCUAAUGUAUCGCAAACAGUUGUUGUUUUGCCCACGUGUCAGGGAAAGCGAUACAGGAACCGACGAAGAACUCCUUAUGCAAGGUGAAAGCUCCAGCUCUGAUGGCUAUCUGACGCGAUCAUCAACAUCUGCAGCCCGUACCCAACAUCAAAUGAGCAUGAAAACACGUAUUAAGACACGAUUCUUAAGCAAGGAACAACAUCAUCAGAAACACCAUCGCCUUAGUUCACCACGAAAUAGCCAAAUGACCGAUGCCUGCAGCUGUGGCGCUGCAAAAAGCAAUCAGUCCAGAAAUGAAACGGUUCAGCAAAGUCCUACGACAAUGCAACCUCAAUAUGUGCCAAUACCGGUGCCGGUACCCAUACCGGUUCCCAUGUCAGCCUAUCCGUAUUGGAAUGCCAAUGAAUUGGCACCGCAAAUUCCACCUGGCCUACUAGCCGAAGACACCGACCAAAAGGAUCUGUGUGCCUCACUACAAAAACUAUGGUGUUCGGCACAAAAUAACCUACCCAAUCCUAAUGUGGUGAGUACGAACAAUUUGCAGGCGGCAGCAGCCGCCGCCGUGGCAGCUACCUAUCAAAAACUGGCAGGUCACGGCAGUGGUGGCAAAGGUGUUGCAGGCUUUAAGUCAUCCGCACCCGAUUUAAGUUCAUCCACCUACUCACUGGUGGGUAUGACACAAUCGCACUGUUCCACCUCUUCCGGCUAUGGAACGAACACCACAACCGGUGGCAGCUUGGAAACCUUAUUGAAUGUUGAAAAGCUUACAGCUGCUGGUGCAAAUGGCCAACACCACAACCACCACCACCAGCUGAACAACCACCAUCGUUCUCAAUCGACUGAUAAAACAUAUGUUGUUGGUAAACGCCAUUCACUACUAUCUAUGGCACCACCACCACUAGCACAACAACACAUGGACGAAGACCAAAAUAACCACCACCAGCAGCACCACGAAUACUACGAUGGAUACCAAAGUCUGACAGUCCAACAUGAAUGCGGUGAUGGUAUCGAUGACUCUGGCCUCAAGUGUAUGCCAGCUCUGAAUUGCUCAGCAUUGUCAGUUGACGAUAUACCUUCGUUGAUUUCAAGUCGUGUUUCAGCUCCAGACGUGACGGAACAAACAAACGGUAGCGACGACGAUCAAACCCUUUCGGACACCACCCAAAACGCCGUUCAACGCGAAUUCGGUCAAUUCGGUGACAAAAUAUCGGUAAUUAGUGAAGUGAGCGAGGUCCACCCGGAGUCGGGCGCCAAUAGAAAUAUAAAUUGUGAAACUGAAGUUGCAAAAAUUAGUGCAACUUUUGUGAAUGAAAUUGGGCAGACAACGGCGAAUAGUUGUAGUACCACCACCACGACCAACAACAACAACUGCGGCAAAGACCAAAAAAUACUCACCACAGCUAACAAGGCAAUAAUAGCUUUGGCCAAUACAGAGAGCAUUGAGAGUCACAAACAGCUGUUGUUGUUGUCGUCGUCGAACAAAACAAACGAUGAAAAGAGCGAAUCCACAACAACAACAACCGCACUACCCUCUGAGGCAGGAGGAACUUUCGACAAUGAAACACAAACAUUGCUCUCUCAUGAUCCGAAACGGAAACGAGGUGGCAAUGAAAAACCCAAUAAUGACGUUUCCGCUAACACCGAGCAAAACAAACCAUCGUCGUCAUCUGUCUGUCGUCGUAAUGACGUUUUGUGUAACCGAGAGAAUUAUGAAAAAGCUGUAAAGCCGGUAAAAACUUGUUCCACAGCCACUGUCGACCACAACAUCAAAUCUAUUUGCACAGAUGGUUUGGUGGCAACACUGAGCCAGAGUUACAGCACUGCAGUUGCAACAACAAAUGCAAAACCACCGCCGCCGCCGCCGUCCUCAUCAUCAUCAUCAACAACAACAACAACAUCAACCCCAACUGUGGUAAACACAACGAAUUUUGUACAACCGGCCAUAGUUGUUGGAAAAUCAACGAACACAACGGUAGUGCUGCCAACACGAGAAGACCUAGCAGCGGAGGUGGUCACAACAAAAUCAAUAUCUGAGGACAGGAAUUUAUCUACAACAAAGACAGCAACAACAGCAAAUAAAUAUAAAAACAUGAUAAAAUUGAGAGAUAAGCCAGCCGAAAACAAAGCAAAUUCCUCCGAUGGUGGCUAUUUGCAAAGUGAACGCCACGAACUUUCAAAUUCAUCUGCUUCCGAUUCCAGCGAUAAUUCGGAGGCCUCAUCGACAUCCCACAAUGAAGAUGCCGAAGAGAAUCAUUCAAAGAAGUCCACGAAAAAGAAACGCACUGCAAAACGCAUUCAAAGAAGUUAUAACAUUAUAGCCGAUUAUGAGGAGGGGCAGGAGGUCGAGGAAGAGGCUUCCGAGACAAGUGACAAGUCAUCCUCUUCAGAGGAUAAAUCAAAAAGUGAUAGUGACAAUGAAAUCAGUUCCCAGUCCAGUUCCGAAUCGGUAGAUACCGAUGAUACCGGUAAUGUUGCCGAUCGGAGGCCGCGCAAAAAACAUUUCUCCAAGGUCUUUGUCGUAAAUAGACGAUCGCGUAAUAAUCGCAACCUCGUUACGGGUAGUUGUAGUAGUGCCUCGUGUACAGAAUCCUCGUCGGAUGCCAAUCUGGAGGAUUCCUCGGAUAACGACACCGACACCGAAAGAACCCACUGCGGUGUGGUGUUGCGCUGUAUCAAACUGCUCAACGACGACGACCAGGGCUCGGAAUGCGAAAUCAAAGAAAUACGCGAUUCGUUGCAUGAAAGUGAUAGUUGUAGCGAUUCCAGUGUACACGAUUGUAAACGUGAUGCCGACGACGAUCUGCUGAUGUAUGGAGAAGGCGAUGGUGCCGCCACAGCAAGAUCUGGAAUGGCUGAUGACGACAACGACAAUGAUGACGAAAGUGAAUGUGUCAAUGAACAGAGUUCUAGCUCAGAUUUGGCCAAUUGCAUUUUUGUUGUUGGCGGCCAAACAGACGAUGAUAAUGGCGGUGUCGUACUGCAGGCAAUACGUACACUGGAACCAUUACCAGCACCUGCACCACCUGCCGAACAUUAUCACCACCCUGAUGAUAAUGAUCAUGGUGGCGGCGGCGGUGCUGGAGAAGGAGGAGGUGUUGGCAUAGUUAGCAAGAAAGUGGCAACAAACAAUAGUGAAAAUCAUCAUUGGCAGCCCCCAAGAGCAGCAGCAACAACAACUACAACUGCUGUCGAUGCAAGUGGAGCAAUUAAAAUCUCGCAUGAUGCGCAUAUAUGGACGAAUGCAUCAGUGAUUACGGCCAUGGAUAAUUCCAACGUCAUUUCCAAUGCUGAGGAUGUGUGCGAGGAACUGCAUAGCAUUUCCAAUGAUGUAAAUCGUUUAUUGGCCUUAACCAAACAGAAUUCAGAGUUGGAAAUCAAAUUGCAGAAGCUGAAGAGCGUUGUUAAAGAAAUCAAUCAGGAUCAUUUAACAACAGAAACCACAACAACACCAACUGCAACAACAACAGAAUAUAAAUCCAAUGACAAAUUACAGCCUGAAAGUGAAGGCAUUGCAAAGGUUUCCUCUGUCCGAAAUGGUGAACAGAAACAACAGGAAGAGAUGGGGGAUGGGGAGGAGGUCUUUUGCCAAGCCGUAGAGGCCUUAGAGGAAAAAUUGCUGAAUAUGCGUUCCAUGGUGGUGGUGGCUGCGGCGGCGUCGGCUGGCGAAACAACAACUAAAAAUAAACCCAAAACCGGUAAUGCAACACUUAUGACCAAAGAAAAACCAAGACAAAAUCCAGAACAAAACGACAACAGCAAAAUCCAGCAGCUAGAUGACGACAACACUGAAAACCUAGACAAGAAAUGUGAGAAGGAAAAAGUGGAAAUACCUGUCAAAUGGAAUAGCAACAACAACAUCAGCUCCGAAGAUAAAUUACUACUACAACAAACAGUUACAACCCCAGCAGCAACAACAAGAAAUGACCAUUUGGAUAGUUCUACUACUGCCACUACUAUGCUGGAUGUACACGAUACGUGUUCUGCUUCUUCUUCUGCCGUUCCCUCUUUGGUUAGUCAACGUGACAACGAAGAUUUCAAAGUUAACUACGUGCAUUACGAUAAUGACAAUGCCAACAAUCACGAUGAUGAUGUUGAUGAUGAGGAGAAUGAUAAUCAUGCAAUGGAAGAGGAUUGUGACGCACAUGCCGACGAAAAUGUAUGUGAAGCGAAGAAAAACCAAAACAAACCAACACCACAACGUGAUACCUGUAAACUCAAUGCAGAACAGGUACAGGUUAGACAACAGCCAGCUGGUGGUAUCGCCAGCACCAGCACAACGGUAGCUCAUGAAUUAAGCCAUAAACAACAAAGCGAUGGGGAAUGGGAAGAACACAACGACGAAGAAGAACCAGAACCCGUAAGCGGAGAAGAACAAGAAUCCAACCAAGCGUGCAAAACAAAUGAAAUGCUACGCGACUGUUAUUAUGUUACCCUACACCAUAACCACCAGCAGCAGCAACAGCAUAGUACGCCGCCCGUUUCCAGCAAUUUCACAGAAUAUUUUAUGGACUCAUUAGAGACGCCUACCAAUACCACGAUUAACACUAGUACAACAACUACUGCUGCCGCUAAUCUACCAUCAUCACCUCGAACAGGUAGUAUGAUCGGAGAGCCAAUAGAGCACAAACAGGUACUCGCUCCCAGAGAACCACUGUUGUUUACCUCUGAGGUGAGCACACCGAAAAUGUGCUCAGAGAUCACUAUGCCUUCGUUGGAUAAUGUCACGACGACGAUAAUGCGCGCAGAGACUCUGGCUCUGCAAGCAACAGUUGAAAAUGAAAUUUUAAGCGAGAAAGACGGUAGAAGUUACGAUCGGUUUGUUGACAUCGAAUACGAACAAUUCCACCACAAAAACAACAACAAUAGCAAAAUCUUUGGUGCGAUACGCAAAACAAAAGAGAAAAAAUCCACGUUUAUCGAUAGCCGCGGUAGUGAGGAGGAAGCACCCCCCAGUACAACAUUUGGCUAUUUUCGUAAACAACAAAUGAACGACGAAGACGACAACAACGAAUUGGACGCCGAAGAGUACGCUGACGUCGUCGACGACGACGACGAAGAGGACGUAUUCGGCUUCAAUAGCAUUAAAAAUACCACCAAAACUCUCAGAUCGACAAUCAAGAACACGGCCAAUGAUCUAGAUGCGGCUGGUGGCGCAACCAGUGCAAGUGAUUUGUAUCGCGAUACGCGAACGGGUAGACCCACAACGACAGUAUUAGCCUCGACCGCAUUAACACCACCCGCGAAAGCGACCAAAUAUCGCAGCACCCAUGUAAACAAUUCGCCAAAUACCCUCUCGGCCAAGUAUCGCAGUCUGAUAAUGAUUACGAAAGAUCAACAAGACGAAGAGCAAAACAAAAGUGCAAAUUUUGCCAGCCGUUCAAUAAAAGUCGCACCAAAUGUCGCGGCGACACGUGUCGGUGAAGAUAACGGCAACAUUAGUGAAAAAAGUGAAGUGCUAAAGCAAAUGUCAAAUAGAAUCACGCCAAGUGAUAUCGAUAUCGACCAAGAUAACAACAACACACAAAUAAAUAAUAACAAAAGUGAUAAUCUGAAUGAGUCAUCGGUAUUGGGUAAUUACCAACAAUCUAUGCAAGAAAAUCAAAAGCAACAACAACAACCACUGCAAUCUGACCACAAUCAGAAUAAAAAUGUUAAAAGUGAAGUGUUAGUGCCUGCGUCCGCGUUCGCGUUGACGUCCACGUCGCCUUCGUCAUCGGUCGAUUUACUUAAAGAUCAGCACAUCAUCGCCAAUGAUGACGCUGAGCGCGAUUUCGAUUCGUACGACUCGAAUGCCAAUGUUUUUUCGAUGACAAAUAGCGCGGAUCGUGAUGAGAAUAUUUUGGCAGGAUUAUCACCAAUUAAGAAAACCGUUUGUCUUGAAGACGGCUUGGCUGAUGACGACUCAUGGGUCGAGGAAUUGAGCGAACAUGGUGAGGAAGUUGGAACAGAAUUGAAAGUGCCCGAGGAACAAGAAGCAGAAGAGGAGGACGAUGAUGAAGAUGAUACUACACCCACGGCCACAGAUUCGGAAGAUGGCGAUGAUCCCCAUUCGAUGGGUAUGUUUAUGGAUCGGGAGGAGGAGUUGCGAGGCUACCAUCGUACCGCAAUCGAUUUCACCCUACACACCAUUGUCGAGGAGAGUUGUGAGGAAAGUGAAGUGGCAUCGCUUAGAAGUCACACGGAUGAAGAUGAUUUAGACGAUCUGGAACGUAAACGGCAGAAAACUCUCCAACAUCAUCAUCGUCUCUCUGCCUCAGAGCUGGAGAAAUAUUUCUUCUUUGGUCUGGGUGAUGGCACCGUGAUGAAUUCCAUUGAUACACGUGGUGAAGACACGGCCUCCGAUGUCAGCAGUGUUUACUCAGAGGGCCUAGACUCCUUGGGUGUACCCGAUGAACCUGUCAAUGAUGUUGGACAGGCUGCUGAUCUGGCCUCCUCCCGUCUGGAGAAAUACUUCCUCUCCGGUUUUAUGGGUUUCAAUGCCAACGAAAAGAAUGACUCCGAUGAAAGUGGCAGUGUUGGUAGUGACAGUGAAGGUCAUCCAAGUCCAAGUCAAAGAAGAAAACGUCUGUGGCGUGCUCGCACUACACCAAGAUCUCACAACUCUUCCCUGGAUAAUCUACUUAUGGACUCGCAAUCUAAUGAGAUGCUUGAAAAUACUCUAAUGCCCUCCAACAACAGUCAGGACAUGAUCGACUCUUCGGAAUCCGAAGCCUGUGAUGAAACUGUUCUACACAAUAGUAGUGCCAGUGAAAGAACUUCAGAGGGUACUGACACCAUGAAACGCAAGAAACAACUGAGAAAACGCCACGACUCCUUGGAUGAGAAGAAAUUACAGGAUCCCAAUCUCGGUACAGAGGACAGCAGCAAAGCAACUGCCUCCAACAUCGAAUGUCGUACACCCACCCCUGGUUCCAUGCAAAAUGCUCAAUCAAAGAAACAGCAACAUCACAGUAGGGACAGUGGUUUUGUUGGCAGCAAUGAUGAUUUGCUGAAAUCUCCAGAAAGUGAAAAUUCUCCCGCAUACGGGGUUCGUAACAAGUCGCCCAGUACACUGGAACAAAUAACAGAAGUAAAUGAAAAGAUUGUCGCACCCAUACCCACAGUUCGCCUCAGUGUGGCAAAUGACAAUAACAAUGCUUCCGCACCAUCCGACAGUGGUAGCAAAAAACUUAACAUGCCAUCUGCGACAUCCGCCGCCUCCUCUACAUCAUCCUGUAAUUUAGUACGCAAAGAUAGUUUCAACAAUUGGAGUUCUGACGAGGAAACCAAUCUGAUGAUGAGUAAAAUGCGUCAGUUCUUCAAGACCCUCGUCGUGGCCACGGCGAAUGCCCAACAACAGAACUCGGCCAGUAAUUCCAAAUCGACAACCCCCAAUCAGACUACACCCAUAUCGGUGCGUCGUAUGAAAUCUCGACCAGCCACUCUGGCCUAUUUUGAAAACGAGUUGACGCGUCUUAUGAAAACGGUGCCGGGCAUAAAUGAUGAACAGGUGCGCGAAAUCGUCGAAUACUUGAGUAGUGAAGAUACUUGGUCCGAUUCGUACGACUCGUCCGACUACACCAGCUCCGAUUUGGAGGGCAGUAGUCAGCGAAGAAGUGAACUGAAACAACAGAUAUCCGCCAGUUGUCAACAAAUCAUCAACAAGUUUGAGGUGGACGAAGAAGGAGAUCGUGGUGAUGGUGGUCUGUUGGACGAUGUCAGAACAGUAAAUCCCGAUACAGCCCUGGUGUAUCAAAAACUCGUGGCUUCCAUUUCAAAAAUGGCCAUUGAAAAUCCAUCCACAUCGUCCGGCAAUGUUGUUAUGGAUCAACCCAAAGCACCUGUUCCGACGACGGAAAGUGUUUUGGGUGGUGGUAGCACACGAUUAGGAGCAAUGGAAGAGGAUCGCAUCUCAACUGGCAGUACACGAAGCGCCGAAAGAUCUCCUCAGCUAUUUGCCCGAGUUAUGCAACACAUUGGCACACGCUUGGUUGCUCUGAUGCACGAAGUGAGCAGCGGCAAUGAUACACACGGUACCAACUCCCCCAUGCCAAUGCAGCGACACAACCAACACAAGCGUCUGCAGGCAAAAAUAUCCGCUACCACCACCGAAGAUGAAGAAGACACCCCAACCGAAGAUAGGUCCACUAGCAACGCUAGAACGUCGCAGUAUUUGCAUCCAUCACAUGCUUAUGCUCAACAACAACAGCAACUCUACUCCAGCACAUCGUCACGAACGGUUGGCUAUCCACAGGACGAUGCCUACAAUUUGGCACGUAGCAAAUCACACGACCUGUUGCUUGACUCAGCCUCUUCCUCGCUGACAGCAGCAAGUACCAACAGCACGGGCAGCAGCGGUGGCGGCAGCAAUGCAGCACAGCACACUACAGCCCACAACCGACCACAUCACCAUCAGUCCAGCAGCGGCGUUAGCGAUACCGCCGGCGAGGAGUGUGGCGUGGCCAGUGACUACGAGCGCUUUUCAUGGCGCGGCAGUUUUGAGUCGGCAUUACUGGCUAAUGGCGAUUCCAGAACUAAACUAUCUCAACUCGACCGUGACAACUCAUCGUCUGCGUCCGCUUUGGCCGUUGCAAAGCGUCGUUCUGCAGGUGACCUGUUGUUCAAUCAUAAAAGUCUGAGUCGUGAGCAAUUAGAUCGUGUGCGUUCCUGUGGCAGUAUCGGAGGUGGCGACGAACAUCAUCAUGUUCUCGAGUCAUCGCCAACGAAACCAUGGCUGUCGAAUUCCAAUGAUUCGAAGGAUGCCAGACGUUCCAGCGUUCCGGAUGCCAUUUACGAAACCGAUUCUUCAUCUUCGGAUGAUUGUGAACCGUUUGCGGGUACCCGCUCCACGUUGCCACGCAGUCUCAUUGGCGUGGCACAAAUGUCGACAACGAACUCAUUGCCUCGCCUACCAACCACCAAUACGGCAGCAGCAAGUGCGGGUGGCACCGUCACCAGCAGCUGCAGUACAUCGUUCAUAAGUCAGCUGGGUGCGCCGACCUCAAUAGCAAGUUCAACAUCAGCACUGCCCUCAGGUGUGUCAGCAACAUCGACCCCCAUUUCUUCGAAAUCGCAGAACUCGUUAAAUUUCACGCCCACCAAUGCCGGCAAUAACAGCAACAACAGUAAUAGUGCCAAGAGUGCACGCUAUCGUCCGGCUGGCCUAAAAUCGCACACAAAUUUCAGUUCAAUUAAUGUUAAGAAAUGUACGCAGGCACAUGCCCAACAGUUGCAGCAAUUCUUUAAUCCAAAGCGUGAUGCACGGAAACGUUUAAAUAUGUCCAUGGAGGAGGCCAAAGCUGCAGCCGAAGAGUUAAACCGCUCACCAGUAAUGGGUCAACGUAAUUACGAUCCCGCAUCUAGUCCAUUGCAAUCACGUGGCUCCGGUUCCAGCGAAAACUGGCCUCAGCAAUCCGAUGAAGAUAUUGAUCGUUUGGUGGCAAUGCAUCAGAAUCGCAGCAGUUUGAGUUCAUUGGGUUUGCGAUCCGAUUCCAUGGCCAGUGUCUAUUCGGGAGCUGGCGAGGGUCGUUAUGGUACAGUGGUGGUAAAGGGUCAAGUCGAAUUUGCCAUGCAAUACAAUUACAAAUUGGGAGCAUUGGAGAUACAUGUGGUACGCUGUAAAGAUUUGGCUGCUGUCGAUGCCAAACGCAAUCGCAGUGAUCCCUACGUUAAGGUUUAUUUAUUACCCGAUAAAUCUAAAGCUGGUAAACGCAAAACCAAAGUUAAGAAACAUACCUUGAAUCCCAUCUUCGAUGAAGUUCUACGUUUCCAUAUGCCCAUCUCAAGUUUAGAGUCACGUACUCUAUGGCUGACUGUUUGGCAUUCGGAUAUGUUUGGUCGCAAUGAUUUCCUGGGUGAAGUUAGUGUUAAUUUACAAGGCAGAGUAUUUGAUAAUCCCCAAUCACAGUGGUAUUUGCUACAAGAAAGGAGUGAACCUUUUGAUGAUGUUGCCACCUACAGAGGUGAUAUUGUGGUGGGCCUGAAAUAUGUACCCCCAGAGGGUGCUAAGACCAGUUUUAUGCGUUCCAGCACUUCCGGCUCAGGCGGUGGUUUACGUAAAUUUGGCAGCAUAAAAUCGGUGGCCAUUUCGAAAUCUGAUCGUUCAGCCAAAGGUGGCCAGCUACAUGUUUUAGUUAAGGAAGCCAAACAUUUGACUCCUAUUAAACCUAAUGGUACUUGUGAUGCUUUUUGUAAAAGUUAUUUAUUGCCAGAUCGCACCCGUAGUUCUAAGCAAAAGACACCCAUUGUUAAACGUUCCACAAAUCCCAGUUGGACCUACACAAUUGUUUAUGAGGAUGUGACAUUAGAAGAUUUGUCUGAACGAGCAUUAGAAUUGACCGUUUGGGAUCACGAUCGUUUGGCAAGCAAUGAAUUUUUGGGUGGUGUACGUUUUUCACUGGGAACUGGCAAAAGUUAUGGUCGUAUUGUCGAUUGGAUGGAUGCCUCGGGCAAAGAAUUAUCCCUGUGGCAAAACAUGUUGGAUCGUCCCAAUUUCUGGGUCGAAGGCAGUGUGGUUCUGAGAUCCUCACUGGACGGUAUGAGAGCCAUACCAUAAGGAUUGUAAUUUAA
This is a messenger RNA of Musca vetustissima, 14123 nucleotides long. RefSeq lists its product as uncharacterized. Gene Ontology annotation, cellular component: exocytic vesicle; plasma membrane. Gene Ontology annotation, molecular function: neurexin family protein binding. The record is from RefSeq and is a predicted model, not a curated record. The transcript has 17 exons. The coding region runs from base 115 to 14109 and encodes 4664 amino acids. Gene Ontology annotation, biological process: exocytosis. NCBI's taxonomy places the organism in Eukaryota, Metazoa, Arthropoda, Insecta, Diptera, Muscidae.